CACAUUGUCAGUGAGUUUACAAAACAAAGUUAGAUCUGUUUCAUGAUUUUUUUUCUUGUUUUUUCGUGUUGUGGUUUGAAAUCAAACACCUGGUUUAAUGCCAGGUUGAAGUGAUAAUAUAUUGUUAAUGGUUAAUUAUGGAUAAAGAUUCUGAUUGAAGGGAAUACCAUGGAAGCCACAGCUAGUACUCCUUUCAAACUACCCCUGUGGUCCGAGUGGGCUGUCCAAGUUAAAGCAAAAAAAAAUAAAUGCAGCAAAUGCACCAAAAAUAUGCCACAUUUGAAAGGGCUGGCAAUUCAGUCCCUUAUCACAUAUCUUAAACAAAGGAGUAAAUGCCAUGAAAUUCCAAAGAUUUUGCAAGAUAAUCUUAUCCCUCCUGCAUUAUAUGUCGAUGUGGCAUGCAUACUGUUUGCAUGUAAACAGUGGGGCGCCCUUCGUUCAUUGGUUUCCUACUGGCCAUUCGAAGCAUUUCAUCUUUCUCGAAUAAUCCAUAUUACCUGUCCUCAAUGCUGGUUGGCCUUUCUUGAUUCAGACAAUGCAGAAGACCCAGAGAAAGAAGGUGGUGAUACUGAAAGGCAGUUGUUUCGUAAGGUCUUCAAGAAUGUGCUUGAUGGCUUCUUUUUUGUGAUAAAGAAAACAUUGGAGAAUGAAGGACAAGCAAGUUCUCUUCGCGUGCUAGACCUAACAUUUGAGACCUCUCAAGAAAUUCGGAGUUUCAUGUGGGAGGACGAAUUUCGUCGCCUUGGAAAAAGAAUAACCAAAAUUCUCGAUGUCUGUAUUCUAGCCGGUUUGCAUAAGAAAAUUCAGAGCAGUAAGAAACUAGCUAUGAAACAUCAAAAUUCUUCGAUAUCAAGGCGGCCGCUGGCUACGUUGGACGUGAAGGAUGUAUUCGAUUAUUGGAAGCCGGAUGCAGUUUAUCCUUUGCAUAGUUGCGAGCCUGCUUUUGAAAUUUCCAAUUUUGAGAUUUCGACAUGGGAUAUGAAAGCAGAAGCGUCAGCAGUGUCUGCUGCUCGAUCACCGUUGGGGUCGGUCCGCAAAAUCUGUGAUGAAGCUUAUUAUCAACAGCAGAAAAGCCCUGAAAUCGGUGUUUGGAAUGGAAACGCUCUGGAUUUUAGCCACCUGACUGAGAUGCCUCUUUUUAACGUGACAAUCGACGCAUCAAUUUCAGAAAAAUCCAAUGAUAUUCUCAGCUGGAUUCAGCAACGCUAUGAUGAAUUUGCACCGUCACCUAGUCCAGUUUCUGUGACGUUUCGCUUCUUAGAAAUAAAUUUGCACGAAGAACGCAAACUGGAAGCAUUGAUGGAUCAAGUUCCGGAACACGUUAUCGGACUGAAAUUUACUGAGAUGUGUGAGCGACGAAGUAUUCUUACGGUGGCAUCGAAUGUAGACCGUUUUUUUUCAGUUCGUUAUUUGGAUCUCGGUAGCUGCGCCUUCAACCUGGUUGACCACUCUCAAGCUGUAGAAUCCAUUGCAGCUGCCUUUAGCCAUUUACCUCGUCUAGAGCGAUUGAGUCUAGCCCAUAAUCGAUUAACGGGAUGUUUGGCUGAUCUUCUAAUUCCACUUCAACACGGGCUCGAGCUACUGGACUUAACUUCUUGCUGCUUAAACGAUGAAGACCUGAGCUACCUUGGAGAAUCCGCACAUCGUCUGACGCUCCGAUCUCUCAGUUUAGCAGCUAAUGAGCUUGGUUUACAAUGGGAAAAAGUUUUACCUUUGCUCGUCAAGUUAGGCAACAGAAGCAGCCUUCAAAUUCUAGAUUUGAGUUCAAAUGAUUUUGUCGAAUCACAGUUAUCGGUUUUAUGUCGGACAACUCUGUGUCCAUUGUCUUCGCUCGCGUUGUUUGAUCUUUCUUGGCAUGAGUUGUCCCUAGCCUUUCUGAUCUCAAUUAUUGAGCUACUGGCAUCCAAGACAAAUCUUCGUACAUUUUGUCUCUCAACACCUAUUGAUAUGCUUGAAAAUGGAUAUGAUCAUCCCGAUAGCUGGGACCAUUUCGUCAACUUCACGGAAGCUCUGACUACCAAGCAUCGUGAAGGAAGUCUGAGACCGUCUCUAACUCUUCAUUGGUGUUUGAUGUAAUAUAAACUGUUCAUCGUCUUUUUAAUACUUACAUCUUGCAAGAGAAAGAGAAUAAAGGCGGGAACUUGUAUAGUUAUU
Messenger RNA from Daphnia carinata, 2154 nucleotides. RefSeq lists its product as uncharacterized. The record is from RefSeq and is a predicted model, not a curated record. Gene Ontology annotation, cellular component: cytoplasm. The transcript has 3 exons. Bases 169 to 2076 code for a protein of 635 amino acids. NCBI's taxonomy places the organism in Eukaryota, Metazoa, Arthropoda, Branchiopoda, Diplostraca, Daphniidae.